GUUCUUUCGGCGCCGCAGAGGAGAAACAGAGUAUAUUUAUCGCGGGCGUUUUUCUUCCUCCUUCUCUCCGCUGUACUUUUUUUCUGCUUUAGUAUUAGAUUGCCGUAGUUAGGUUUAGAGCUUCAGACGCGCACCGACUGCAGUCGAAGCCGUUUUGGAGGAGAAUGAAGUCGGUUUAUAACGGAUAUUUCUCACAAUAGAAGAAGUGUCGACUUCCCGAGCAGCAGUUUGCACGGAGCUGAGUGACGUUAUGCUAGCAGCUUUCUCUUCACUAGUCUUUGCUGUUUCAGGAUCCUGCAGGAGGAUCGCUCUAGGAAACUCGAGAGCGGAAUUGUAAAGUGAAGUAGGACAGACACAGCAAGAUGUCCGGGGCUUCAGUGAAAGUAGCAGUGAGGGUGCGACCCUUCAACUCCAGAGAGAUGGCCAGUGACUCCAAAUGUAUUAUCCAGAUGCAAGGCAACACGACCACUAUCUCCAACCCCAAAAACCCAAAAGAACCAUUGAAGACCUUCAGCUUCGACUAUUCAUACUGGUCCCAUACCACGAUAGAAGAUCCCAGCUUUGCCUCCCAGUCAAAGGUAUUCAAUGACAUCGGCAAAGAGAUGCUGCAGCAUGCCUUCGAAGGCUACAACGUGUGCAUUUUCGCAUACGGACAGACUGGGGCAGGGAAGUCCUAUACCAUGAUGGGGAAACAGGAAGAGGGGCAAGAGGGGAUCAUCCCACUGCUCUGCGAAGAUCUCUUUGAGAAAAUCAAUGACAACAGGAAAGAUGAAAUCUCCUAUUCUGUAGAGGUCAGCUACAUGGAAAUCUAUUGCGAAAGAGUUCGGGAUUUACUGAACCCCAAGAACAAGGGGAACCUGCGAGUCCGGGAGCACCCCCUGCUGGGCCCGUACGUGGAAGAUCUCUCCAAACUGGCCGUCACCUCGUACACCGACAUCGCAGACCUGAUGGACGCCGGGAACAAAGCCAGGACUGUAGCUGCCACCAACAUGAAUGAAACCAGCAGCAGAUCCCAUGCAGUGUUCACGAUAGUCUUCACACAGAGGAAGCUCGACGCAGAAACCAAUCUUUCAACAGAAAAGGUCAGCAAAAUCAGCCUGGUGGACCUGGCGGGCAGUGAAAGAGCUGACUCCACUGGGGCCAAGGGGACCAGGUUAAAGGAAGGUGCAAAUAUCAACAAAUCCCUCACAACAUUAGGAAAAGUGAUCUCUGCUCUCGCUGAAGUUGAUAACUGCACCAGCAAGAGCAAGAAGAAAAAGAAGACGGACUUCAUACCAUACAGAGACUCUGUGCUGACAUGGCUGCUUAGAGAGAAUUUAGGCGGAAACUCUAGAACUGCGAUGGUUGCUGCUCUCAGUCCAGCGGACAUUAACUAUGAUGAAACACUUGGCACUUUAAGGUACGCGGAUCGGGCCAAACAGAUCAAAUGCAACGCUGUGAUCAAUGAAGAUCCCAACGCCAAGCUGGUCCGCGAACUCAAGGAGGAAGUGGGCAGGCUGAAGGACUUGCUGCGAGCUCAGGGCCUGGGAGAUAUCCUGGACAUUGAUCCAAUGGGAGAUGAUUACCCAGGAGAUGGAGGCACAUACCUGAAAGACGUACACAACAAUAACCAUAGAUACUUACUAGCCUCUGAGAAUCAACGCCCUGGCAAUUUCUCCACAGCACCCACAGGUUCCCUGACAGCCUCCCCAUCUUCCUGCUCUCUCAGCAGCCAGGCUGGGCUGCAGUCUGUCACCAGCAUACAGGAACGUAUCAUGUCCACGCCGGGAGGAGAAGAGGCCAUCGAACGGCUAAAGGUACGAAGCAUUAUAGGUGCUGCCCGCCACUUCGGGGGCACAGUGCUGGGCGUUUUCUCUCCUAAAAAGACUCCGCAUCUUGUUAACCUCAAUGAAGACCCUCUCAUGUCAGAGUGUCUGCUGUAUUACAUCAAAGACGGCAUUACAAGGGUUGGCCAGGCAGAUCCAGAAAGACGUCAAGAUAUUGUUCUGAGUGGAGCCCAUAUCAAAGAGGAGCACUGCAUCUUCAGAAGCGAGAGGAAUGGCAACGGGGAUGUUAUCGUCCUGCUGGAACCGUGUGAAGGGUCGGAGACAUACGUUAAUGGGAAACGAGUCGGCGCUUCCGUGCAGCUGCGCUCAGGCAACCGUAUCAUCAUGGGAAAGAACCAUGUGUUCCGUUUCAACCACCCCGAGCAGGCCCGCGCUGAGAGGGAGAAGACUCCAUCCGCAGAGACCCCCUCUGAACCAGUGGACUGGACCUUUGCUCAGAGGGAGCUGCUGGAGAAGCAGGGCAUUGAUAUGAAGCAGGAGAUGGAGAAAAGGCUUACAGAGAUGGAAAUCUUGUACAAAAAGGAGAAGGAAGAAGCAGAUCAGCUUCUGGAACAGCAGAGACUGGUGUACGAGAGCAAGCUGCAGGAGCUGCAGAAGCAGGUGGAGACUCGCUCGCUGACUGCUGAGACCACUGAGGAGGAGGAGGAAGAGGAGGAAGUACCCUGGACCCAGCAUGAGUUUGAGACAGCGCAGUGGGCAUUCCGAAAGUGGAAAUAUCACCAGUUCACCUCGCUCCGAGACCAGCUGUGGGGCAACGCUGUGUACCUCAAAGAGGCCAAUGCCAUCAGCGUGGAACUGAAGAAGAGGGUGCAGUUCCAGUUCGUGCUGCUCACAGACACGCUGUACUCCCCCCUGCCCCCCGAGCUGCUCCCCACGGAGGCAGGGAAGGACCGGGACCCUCGCCCCUUCCCCAGGACCGUGGUGGCCGUGGAGGUGCAGGACCUCAAGAACGGAGCCACCCAUUACUGGUCCCUGGAGAAACUCAAGCAAAGGCUGGAUCAGAUGCGUGAGAUGUAUGACCGAGCUGGUGAAAUGGCGUCCUCCAUUCAUGAAGACAAUGACAGCGUGCUGACCGGGAACGACCCCUUCUACGACCGCUUCCACUGGUUCAAGCUUGUGGGAAGCUCCCCUAUUUUCCACGGCUGUGUGAACGAGCGGCUCGCGGACCGCACCCCGUCUCCGACCUUCUCCACGGCCGACUCGGACAUCACUGAGUUGGCCGACGAGCAGCAGGACGAAAUGGACGACUUUGACGACGAGGCCUUUGUGGACGACACUGGCUCGGACGCGGGCACUGAAGAGGGAUCGGACAUCUUCAGUGAUGGCCAGGACCCAUUUUACGACCGGUCUCCCUGGUUCAUUUUAGUGGGAAGAGCCUUUGUGUAUCUCAGUAACCUCCUGUACCCAGUGCCCCUCGUCCACAGAGUGGCGAUUGUGAGUGAGAAAGGGGAGGUUCGAGGAUUCCUGCGUGUCGGGGUCCAAGCCAUUGCAGCUGAUGAAGAAGCUCCAGACUAUGGCUCAGGAGUGCGACAGUCAGGAACUGCCAAAAUUUCUUUUGACGAUGAAUACUUCCAAACUAGUGACUGUUCCACUGUUGCACUGACCCGGUCAGGGCUGUCCCUUGAGGAGCUGAGGUAUGUGGAAGGGCAGGGUCAGAGUUCAGAGGUCGUAACCCCUUCAGAAGAGCACAACAGGAUAAAUGAACUGGAUCUGAAGGGUAACAUGAGGGACACCAAGCUGUCCAUUGAAGGUCUGACGGAGGAGCUGGCGAACCAGCUGGUGGUCGGAAGAGUCUUUACCUUCCGAGUGACCGUCCUGCAGGCCAUCGGGAUUCUUCCGGAGUACGCAGACAUCUUCUGCCAGUUCAACUUCCUGCAUCGUCACGAUGAAGCGUUUUCCACUGAACCGUUAAAGAACACUGGGCGAGGGGCUCCUCUGGGAUUCUUCCAUGUGCAGAACGUUGCUGUUGAGGUGACAGAGUCUUUCAUUGAGUAUAUAAAGACCAAGCCCAUUGUGUUUGAGGUGUUUGGACACUACCAGCAGCAUCCUCUACACUAUCAGGGGCUGGACAGCCUCCUACAACCCUCUCGCAAAUCUCUCCCUCCACCAAUGCCGCUGUCUAAACCAGUUCCAGCUACUAAACUAAAUGCCAUAAGCAAGCCCAAUCUGGGACAAUGUGUCAGCAAGUAUGACCUACUGGUCUGGUUUGAGAUCAGUGAACUGGAACCCACUGGGGAGUAUAUCCCUGCAGUCGUGGAUCACACAGGAGGCCUCCCCUGUCACGGCACUUACCUGCUUCAUCAGGGUAUUCAGCGCAGAAUCACAGUCACCAUCAUCCACGAGAAAGGCAGUGAGCUGCACUGGAAGGAUGUGCGAGAGCUGGUUGUAGGUCGCAUCAGAAAUAAACCGGAGGUGGACGAUGCUGCUGCAGAUGCUGUUUUGUCUCUGAAUAUAAUCUCAGCAAAGAAUAUCAAGUCUUCACACAAUUCCAACAGGACCUUCUACCGGUUUGAGGCAGUGUGGGACAGCUCUCUACACAACUCUCUUCUCCUGAACCGCGUGACUCCGUACGGGGAGAAGAUUUACAUGACCCUGUCUGCAUACCUGGAGCUUGACCACUGCAUCCAGCCUGCAGUGAUCACGAAGGACGUCUGUAUGGUGUUCUACUCCCGGGAUGCUAAAAUUUCCCCCCCUGGCUCUCUGAAGAGCCUGUUUGGUAGAGGAUACUCCAAGUCACCUGACUGUAACAGAGUGACUGGGAUCUAUGAGCUGAGCUUGUGCAAAAUGGCAGACACAGGCAGCCCAGGUAUGCAGAGAAGGAGGAGAAAGGUCCUGGAUACGUCGGUGGCGUACGUCAGGGGCGAGGAGAACCUGGCUGGGUGGAGACCUCGUGGAGACAGCCUCAUUCUGGAGCACCAGUGGGAGCUUGAGAAACUAGACCUGCUGCAUGAGGUUGAGAAGACCCGGCACCUGCUGCUGCUGCGUGAGAAGCUGGGCGAGACGACGGCCCCCAAGUCCCUGAGCGAGUCCCUCUCCCCUAGCUUGAGCAGCGGCACCCUGAGCACCUCCACCAGCAUCUCCUCCCAGAUCUCCAGCGCCACCUUCGAGAGCGCCAUCACCCCCAGCGAGAGCAGUGGCUACGACUCCACCGACAUAGAGAGCCUGGUUGAGCGCGAGAAGGAGCUUGCCACCAAGUGCCUGCGACUCCUAACCCACACCUUCAACAGAGAGUAUAACCAGGUCUGCAACAGCAUCAGUGACUGCAAACUGUCAGAUAUCUCUCCGAUGGGACGGGAUCCUUCAGUGUCGAGCUUCAGCAGUGCCACUCUCACGCCGUCAUCUACCUGCCCCUCCCUGGUGGACUCCAGAUGUAACUCCACAGACCAAAAAACUCCAGAAGCCAACUCCAGAGCCACCAGCCCUUCCUGUCCUGACUAUGAGAACUUCCCCAUGGUUCCCAUUGUGGAGACCUCCUACCUGGCUCGAGCCGGCAAGAACGAGUUCCUCAACCUGGUCCCUGACAUUGAGGAGAUGAGACCCGGGUCGGUGGUUUCUAAGAAAGGCUACCUUAACUUCAUGGAGCCCAGGUCUAACUCGUGGGUGAAGUACUUUGUGGUGGUGCGGCGUCCCUACGUCUUCAUGUACAACAACGACAAGGACCCCGUGGAGAGGGGCGUCCUGAACCUGUCCACCGCGCAGGUUGAGUACAGUGAGGACCAGCAGGCAAUGCUGAAGACGCCCAACACAUUUGCAGUGUGUACCAAGCAUCGUGGGCUUCUACUGCAGGCUAUCAAUGAUAAAGACUUGAAUGACUGGCUGUAUGCCUUCAACCCACUUCUAGCUGGCACAAUAAGGUCCAAACUUGCCCGAAGGCGCUCAGGGCAGCUGAAGAAUUGAGAACAGUCCCUACACUGAGUGCAGGGAAUGCAGUACCUGUUCUUCUGACUUGCCUUUGAAGAUACAAAGUGUUAACACUUACUUAUCUUUGUGAUUCUUGACGGUUUUCUCUUGUAUGUAGACCUGUGGCUUAACUCUUCUUCGAAGCACCUUUUUAGGUUAACAUAAUCCUCCACCACCCCCUCCUCCUCACCUCCCUCCCUCCUUCUCCUCCUUUUUUGUCUUUCCUAAAACUUAACUAGUAGCAUGUUGUAAUACAGUCUAGUUGUGUGUGUGUGUGUGUGUGUGUGUGUGUGUGUGUGUGUGUGUGUGCAUGAUUUUUCAGCAGUUUUUUCCAAUUCUGAGUUUUUGUGUGUCUAAGGUUGUCCUAUCAGUGUUAUUUCAGUAUGAAACAAUUUUCAGUUGUACCCGCAUGAUAACACAGGCUGUCGACAGGUUAAGCAGAGAUUCAUGCACACAGCAAAAGUAAACAGAUUAAAUAUAUACCAUUUAACAAGUUAUUAUGUACUUUGCUUAUAUUAAUAGUGCAAUGCCGAAACUGAAAUGUUACCAUAUUUAACAAAACACUACAGAGAUUGCCUGUUGGCGAUUGUCUAUAGGAUUUCUCUCUGGUUGACAAUUGGUGGAACAUCAAUAGAGGCACAGUGUUGGCGUUAGACAGGGUGGUGGCCCUGUCCUUCACACAGAGGAAUGAGACCCCUGAAAGCGCCUCUCUCUCUUGCAGGCAUGUUUAGGCAUCUUCUUUGAUUAGCCUACUUUUUUAUUUUAGUAACUUUUAAUCAUCUCUGUCGGGACUUGAAACCUAUUGCGGAUUUAGGAAAAAAUACGAACGACAAGUAAAAUGGGCGAAACUAAAUUGCAGUCUCACCGUGUCAUAAACGAAAGAAAAAAAAAGAAGCAGUCGAGUGAGGUCAGGUAUUUCAAAUACUCUGGGGGCAGUGUAUUCGUAUUCAGCUAGAAAACAAAAUACCAAAAUGGCUCACAGAUGGCCAAUGCAAAAAGCACUUAUGUUUCUAGAUAAUCUUACUCCAGGCCAGACUGGGAACUGAUGCAGCCUCCACAGACCCACAGAACAUACACGCUGUAUUACUUCAUAUAAGCAGAUGUACCUAAAAUCAUUGUGUUGUAAUCAGCUGUUGUGUUAAUGACAAAGUCCUUCGACCAUCCAGUUACUGGGUUGUAACUAUUAUAACAACAUACAGAUGAAAAACUUUAACACUAUGAAAACAAAAAACAAAUGUCUUCUGUGUAUCUCGGUUCUAGAGUAAUGUUUGUACCAGUGACGUCUGCAGCAGCGAUUGCAAGACGGAUAAUGAGAUUGUCCAAAAAGUUUUAUUUGAUUUGACUUUUAAUUUGUGUUUUUAUUUCUUUUAAUAUUCCCUGUCUGUUUUAGUGGAGGUUUAUUCUCACAAUGAUUUUGCCAAAGCAAUGUUAAUAUUGAAGCACUGUUAUUUACAGCUUCCUACAGCUUGAAAACUAUUAGAAGGUCGAUUAGAUGAUACUGGAAUAAUGAGGUCAUUUUUAGUACUAUUGGAUUAGAACAUGCACCAGAACCGAAAUGAGCUGCUUUAAUGUCCAGGAUAUAUACCCGAGGUACAGCAUUGGACUGUGCCAAGCAUAUAUGGUUUUAUAUCAUAUGCAAAUGCCCAGAUGUUUACGACCAGAAAUAGCAAUGAUUUUCAAAGCCUUUUGUAGCUAAAUGUUGUUGCAGCAUUGCUAAUCAUGAAGAUGUCACUAGAAGAUAUGUUAUUUGAGCUAUGGGGAAGUCUUUCCUAGAUUACAAUGUUUAGCACUUUCAUUCCUCAUGAAGUCGCAAUGGGAGUACGCAGGACAGCCUAGGCUGAUCUUAAGAGUCUGCUGCAGGAGAGGUGUGAGUAGGCACAGUAUUUUUAGCUGCUGAUUUAAUGUGCUUUAGAUACUGUGCUAACAAGCAGUGAUUGCCAGGGUUGGGUAACGUGAAGUAAGAGGUACAUGGUUGAUGAAUGGAAUAGAGUCCUGCUGAAUUCAUUGCUGUACAGAGUAUCACCGAAGUGAAGGAACAAACUAUAAUACUCUUGAUUUUUAUUGUUUAAAGACAUUACUGAAAAACUUUGCUCUGCAUAAAUCUGAAACGGGGCGUCAACCAGAAACAAACUGGAAGAAACAUAGGCCUAUAUAUGAAGUACUUUUAUAUUUAUUCAGUAUUUAGAUGGAUUCUUUACAAUUGUUCUGUUACAUUAAGUACUGUUUAGUAUUGCUGUAUUGGUAUGAAAGGGAUGAUUUGCAUUGUUCAAUAUUCUACAAACCAGCCUGACUGAAGUGUGACAAUACAGGGGAUUGUGACUCUGGCCAGCCAACCAGUAGUACAUGCAAUCCAGCACACUUAGAGGCUGGGACUGAGUGGACCAGGGAAAUGCAGACUAAGGACAGGCAUUCUUUACACAGGUUAUUAACCUUCUGAUACAGCAGGCUUUUCAUUUCUGUACAAACAGAGACAGAGUGGCUAUUCUUCAUGAUGUGCCCAGGGUCUGGGGUCAGCUAGCCUGCAGAGCACAGGCACUCGCACACACACUGCAUGUCAGCCUGUUAUGGCACUGUCAGCUUAGCAUACACUGAAAUAUUACCAUCGGCUAGUUGACAAUGAAAUGAAUUUUCUGUUGAGUUGAGUUUUCUUAUAACUGUUGUCAGAAUGGCUGGCUCUUCUAACUAGUAGUCAGUAGUUUUUGUUUUAAAAGUGGCUAUGCAAAAUGAAGACCCUAUGCAGUUUGUCAGAGCAAAGGUUUUCAUUAAUAAUGAGUUGCAGGUUUAUUAACUUAAAGUAUAGAGACUUUAUUAACGGUAUUUAAUAUUUUAACGUGUGGUGUGUGUGUGUGUGUAUAUAUUGGGUUGCAGUUCUUUGCACAGUAGAAUUAAAUAGUAGGACAGAAAGGCAUACAGUACAAAGGUUUGCAUAUUUUUAAUAAGUCAUUCCACUAACUCUGCCUAAACAUAUACUUGAACUAUAAAUGAAGCAGUGUGAUGCUAAAAUGAGGAGUCGUUCAUUUGGAAAGCCUGGUGUUACUGGUCAUUUUUUUUUUUUUUUUUUUUUUUUUUUUUAAUUAUUGUUAUUGGGAACUGGUUUCAUUUUUGUGCUACCUGUUUAAAAGGAAGUGUCAGCCUGUUUCAGAUUUCAAUUUCUUUACAAGCGAUCUUUAACUUGAACACUAAAUGGUGUUCUUGGCGAUAGCCUGGGUCUAUACCAGAGGAUUAUGAUGUUGAAAGUGGGCCUAUAUUAGGUUUAUAAUAGAAGGUAUUAUCUUAAACAUCUAAUCGUACUUUUGGCUGAGCUCUGCAAAGUGCAGCUCCUUCCUAUGUCAUCUAUUCACCAAUUCCAUCUUAACUCUCAUCAUCCAUUAUUUAAAAGUGCCCCAAAUCUAAAGCAAAUUGCCCCAGAAAGAACAAUUUCAUUUCAGACUGAAGGUUGACAUUGUCUUUUAACACUGGUUUUUGUUUGAGAUCAUCUGCACUGUACAUUAUUUAUUUGUCAGAUUUGCUUCAUUUUCAUACAUUUUAUUUUGUAAAUAUAUAUAUGUUGUAUGGAGCUUGAAUUAAAGUGUAAAUAUUUCAUGUAUUUGUACUAAUUAUAAUCCAUUCGCUGUAUAGCCUAGACGUGUAAUGCAGAUAUAUCUAAUUCUGUGUGUGGUAAUCUUGCACCACUGAACUGUUUAGUGAACGAGAUAACAAUAAAUGUACAACCAGUGCA
This is a messenger RNA of Polyodon spathula (Mississippi paddlefish), 9444 nucleotides long. Its product is annotated as kinesin-like protein KIF1B. Gene Ontology annotation, biological process: microtubule-based movement. Gene Ontology annotation, molecular function: microtubule motor activity; microtubule binding; ATP binding. The record is from RefSeq and is a predicted model, not a curated record. NCBI's taxonomy places the organism in Eukaryota, Metazoa, Chordata, Actinopteri, Acipenseriformes, Polyodontidae. Bases 363 to 5723 code for a protein of 1786 amino acids. The transcript has 48 exons.